Coniophora puteana RWD-64-598 SS2 is the source of this 903-nucleotide messenger RNA. RefSeq lists its product as uncharacterized. The transcript has 3 exons. The record is from RefSeq and is a predicted model, not a curated record. The coding region runs from base 193 to 903 and encodes 236 amino acids. NCBI's taxonomy places the organism in Eukaryota, Fungi, Basidiomycota, Agaricomycetes, Boletales, Coniophoraceae.
UGCGUGUACGCCUCCCGCGCGCUCGCGCACCAGCUCGAUGUGAACCCCGGCGGCGCCGGUAUUGACUCGCCCAACGUCUCGAGCGCGGGAUCAGGCUUGGUCGCACGCAGUGCUCCGCUGGACCCGUUCGCUGACGACGACGACGACGGCGUCUUCGCGCUCGCCGCACCGGUCGCAUCCGCUCCAUCCGCUAUGCAUACGGCAAUGCCAACAGCACCAGCACCAGCAACGACUACAGCAGCACCUUCAUCACCCGACACCACCCCAAACAAAGCUAUCAAUGAUGACAGCGCAGCGCACAAAUACGCACAGACGACGGCGGCCGUGAUCGCGGGCGUGACGCCCAUGCUCGCGCUGAUCUACUUCUGCCCGCUCGUGCUCGUCUUCCGGCACGCGAAGCGCCAUCCGCGCGCCGUGAACAAGGUCGCUGGGGCGCGGGUGCAGGUCUGGGCGCCCAUGGUGUACGGGUUCUUGGUGCUCAGCAGUCUCGCGGAGGUGGCGCUCGCAGCAUGGCUCCUCCUCCAGUUCCGCUUCAACGGCAACGCGCCGAACAUAUCGGUCAUCACGGGCGUGCGGGUCCUUCUCUUCGCAGGCUGCUGGACCCUCACAACAGCCGGGACAUACGCGCUCCUCUUCCUCGACCCCGCAUGGUCGCGCCGGCCCAUCGCCUCCGUCGGCGCGCAGGCGCUCUGGAUCCUCGCCACGUGGGCCGCGUGGGUCGUCGGCGCCGCGCUGCUCAACCGCGGCGCGCCGCAGCUGUUCGCGGGCGUCGGCGUCGGCGCGGGGCAGGAGGCGUGCGCGGGCGUGGUGUAUUGCGGGCAGGUGAAGACGCUGUUUGGUGAGUCGCCGGGCGGUUUUGUCGGUACCGGAGUACUUAUGCGGAUUUUUUCUCGUGUGCUAUAG